Aspergillus alliaceus is the source of this 1921-nucleotide messenger RNA. Its product is annotated as GMC family oxidoreductase. Lineage: Eukaryota; Fungi; Ascomycota; Eurotiomycetes; Eurotiales; Aspergillaceae. Gene Ontology annotation, molecular function: flavin adenine dinucleotide binding; oxidoreductase activity, acting on CH-OH group of donors. The record is from RefSeq and is a predicted model, not a curated record. The coding region runs from base 107 to 1921 and encodes 604 amino acids. The transcript has 4 exons.
AGAUCGCAUGCCACGAUCACCGUGUCUGUUAGAUAAGAUCAGCGUCUCCGCGGACCAUCCUCCUCUUCUCCUUCUGUGACUAGGUUUCUACAGUAUCUGCGUCAACAUGGGUCGACUUAACGAGUUCGCGGCCCAUCGGUUUGAUUAUUUGAUCGUCGGCGGAGGCACCGCGGGCUUAGCGGUCGCAGCACGACUCAGUCAACGCUCGGACCUAGUGGUUGGUGUGGUCGAAGCCGGUCCAGAAGCAUUUGAGGAGAAAGCGAUUAAUAUCCCCGGACUUUAUGGCUCCACGAUCGGCUCUCGGUAUGACUGGCAGUUUGAGACGACGCCUCAACCUGGACUGGCCGGUCGGAGUCUGCCGUGGCCGCGCGGGAAAGUCCUUGGCGGCACCAGCGCGCUGAAUUUCAUGGCAUGGAACCGUGGCAACAUUCAGGAUUAUGAUGCUUGGGAGGAGCUGGGGAAUAAGGGAUGGAGCUGGAAUGAUCUGCUGCCAUUCUUCCAACGCUCGGAAACAUUCCACCCUCCUGACACCGCUCACCAAGAUCAAUACAAAUCUUGCUAUCAGGCAGCGGUACACGGGAAGGACGGUCCACUUCAGACUACUCAUAUUCAAUCAUACGGCCCAUCACACCAAUUCUGGCAUGCGACGCUCAACCAGCUUGGCGUGGACACCAGUCCGGACAGUCUAGCUGGAUCUAAUAGAGGAGCCUGGAAUAUGAUUUGCACCCUGGAUCCUGCCAGCCAAACCCGGAGCUAUUCGGCAAAUGCCUACUACCGCCCAGUAUCAGCGCGGCCCAAUCUAAUCGUCCUCACUGAGGCGAUGGCCACCGAAGUUCUCAUCAAAAAGAACGACGAUGAAGGCGGAUGGAUUGCGACGGGCCUCGACAUUCUCUGUGACGGUGAACAGAGGAUGGUCCAUGCUGCAAGAGAAGUCAUCGUCUCGGCGGGAAGUGUUCAGUCUCCGCAGCUGCUGGAGCUGUCUGGCAUUGGCAACCCGGACGUUUUAAAAUCGGCUGGGAUCUCUGUCAAAGUUGGCAACCGGAAUGUUGGAGAAAACCUACAGGAGCAUAUGAUGACGGCAACAAUUUUCGAAGUCUCGCCAGAACUACUCACCAGGGACGACAUCCUCCGCGACAAAGCACUUCGGGAGGCCGCGGAACGUGAGUAUGAAGAAACCCAGUCCGGGCCGUGGACAAUUCUCCCUUGCUCAAUCGCGUACUGUUCAUUAUCGCAGAUCAUUGACGAAAAGGAGGCGGCAGAUUUGCGAUCAAGAGCCGAAUCCAUAGCCAAGCAGACAGGCAAACGGCGCGAUGAGAUCCGAGCUCGCCAAUUCCGGGAUGAUGUCAAUCUGGGCCAGCUCGAGUACCUCUUUGACGUUGGCAACUGGAGUCCAUAUCUUACAUCCGAAGAGGGCAAGAAAUACGGAACGAUGUUAAUGAUGCUUCAAUAUCCAUUUUCUACAGGCUCCAUUCACGUCCCACCCAUGGAGUCUGGCCGUGUGACUAUCCAUGAUAAGCCCAUCAUUGACCCAAAAUAUUACCUGGAUUAUGGAGAUAUAGAUUUUGAGGUGAUGAAAAUGGGCCAGCGCCUAACGGAGCGGAUCAGCACAACCCAGCCACUUUCCAACAUCAUUCGCUCGCGAGUCUUCCCUCCAAUCAGUGAAGGAGUCGAAUAUGAUGAGUUUGUUCGAAACUACACUAUAACUGACUGGCAUCCGGUCGGAACCUGCGCGAUGGGGGGAUCGGAAGGGGCGAGGUCCGGCGUGGUCGAUGACCGUCUUCGGGUAUUCGGUGUCAGAAGUCUGAGAAUCAUCGAUGCGAGUAUCAUUCCCCUGCAGAUUAGCGCACACAUUCAGGCCACUGUAUAUGCGAUUGCGGAGAAAGGGGCUGAAAUGAUCCUCGAAGAUGCGGAUCGGUACUAG